AGCUGUUUAUGACUCCAACACCGCGACUGUAAUCACAAUUAGUUUUAAUUGCAAACUAUUUUACAAUUAUUACGGAAACCUAUGUUUAAUAUGCAUUUGUGAAUGCGAUUGAAGUGUCAAAAUGUGUGAUAAGUUUUGUGAUAUCGUGUACCGCGAGAAGUACUAUGAGAUUGAACGCCAGAGUGACACCAAUUCAGUGCCAUUUGUGGACAUUUUGACUAAAAUACAGCAAAUCAUACCAAUCGUGGACAUGAUGUCGUCGACAUCUUUGAUACCAGUCUUUAACAAAGAGGUUAACUUCAACACUCAUGUCUUUGAGAUAAUUGUGGGCAAUGGUAGGCCGAUACGGAUCAAUCACAUCAAUGAGAGGAUUACGAGGAAUGUUACCAUCAAAGUGACUGAAAACCCCAUCGCCCGACCCAUUCAGACACCGACUCAUCCUUUGCCUGUAAUACCCGUCCCAAUGCCAGUCAACCCAUAUAGUCAUCAAAACACUUACAAUCAACUGAUCAGUGAUCACAACCGUCGGUUCAAUGAUAACUUGAGUACUAAUGAGAGGCCUUUUAGUGAUCAGACAACUCCUGUUUAUUACACGCGAGUGGCUAAUGAUAACCGACCCCUAAGUGACAAUAGACCUGUUGAUAGCGGCAGACCCGCGGACCCUCAACUUGAUUACAGGUCUGGCGGUUAUAACAGACCUGUUGGUGAUAACAGACCUAUUGGUGACAAAAGACCUAUUGAUGACAAUAGACCUGUUAGUGAUAACAGAUCUGUUGACAACUAUAGACCUGAUGGCAGCUAUAGGCCAGAGGGUGGUUAUAGAUCUGCUAAUAAUGACGACAGACAUUACAGUGACAGAAGACCUGUUAGGGGUCAUGGAAGGGGUGGAUAUCAUAACAGCUUUAGAGAUAAUAUGAGUGGUAAUCGAUAUGAUAACAGAAGUUCUACUUAUAAUCGCAGCUAUUCGUCAGAUAUGUCCAGAAAAUCCACUUUUAAUGAGACGACAAAUACGUCAAAUGAUAAGCAAUUGAUUUGUGAGAUGACUAACGAAAUCAUUCAAAAGUAUUGCAUAUUUUUGGAUCUAAUCAAAGAGUAUUCGCGAAACAACUGCGAUCUGAUCACCGAUUUUGAGUGGAAUCAUGUGAUACACAAACAGAUGACAUCCAAAGGGUUUAAGAAUUACGACCCGAGUGCGCUCAACAGAUAUGACUCGAUAUUAGAGGCGAAAAGCAAUUUCGUAUACUUUGAAGAGUUUAAUACAUUAAACGAUGCCUAUUUAGAGUUAAUGAACGCCAGGACUAAAUUCCUGACAUCACAUGAUAGGCGAUGGCGUAAAGACAUCACAAACAAUAGCCUUCCGGUCAUCGAAGACAUCUUCGGACUUUACCGGACAUUCACUAACCAACAAAAGUUGCAACAAUUUCGCAAAGACUCAACUAUUCAGAAACGGCUCGAAAAUAGCAUUAAAGAGAUUAAAGGCUUUAAUCUUAUAGUUCAGUCGAUCGGUGCUCUUAAGGGACAUCUCACAGAACCGGGUCUUUACCUAAAGAUCUCGAAAAUAUUGUCAGAAACAGGUCUCGAAUGGACUCCAGAAGAAUGCGAGCGAAUUCUUAAAGAGUGGAUUGUAUUCUACGAAAAGAAUACGGUUGAAUACAAGGAUGCGAUGAAAAGGGGUAAUCGGAUCGUUGAAUAUAUCUAUGAGUUCUUGCAUAUCAUAACGACUGUAAGUCUGGAGACUGUCUUCUAUUCAAACCAAAAGAUUACUGAAUCUCUGGAAUCGAUCGCCAAAAAUAUAUACAAUAAGUCUUCACUCAGACUUCAAAAGAGACUUAAAAUAAACGACAGAAAUAUCGACAAAAUUGUAGAAAAAGUUCAAAACGAACUCCAAAUGAAUAGCUUUAAGAACUCGGAUGACAUCCAAAUCGUAGCCGUGAUUACAAAAAAGCCAACAAAUCAACAAAACACUGGAAACAAAUCAAUUGAUAGCCAAAGCAGUGAAAAGUCGCGUCAAAGUUCUCCCAAAAGGAGAAGUCGAGAGAGAAGUCCGCAAAAGUCGACAAAAAGUUCAUCGAAAAACGUGGAAAGGGAUAGAAAUCGAUCUAAAGGUCCUAAAAAUGUGGAAAGGGAUCGAAAAAGACCGAAAAGUCCUAAAGGAGUAGAAAGAGAUAGAAAACGAUCGAAAAGUCCUAAAAAUAUUCCCAAAACUAAGAACUCGAGUUCAAUGACUACUAAAGAUAUCAUCAAAUAUACGACACUAUUGACCGAAAUUAGAAACUAUUCACAUAAUAACAGCGAUUUAAUCACUGAUUACGAGUGGAUUCAUAUAAUCCACAGUCGUAUGGGAUAUGAGUUCAGAUAUACUGCGCCUGAAAGAUGGCGAACAGAUUAUAAGCAUUUCGUUGACAUCUAUUUGAGAUCUUUAAGGAGAUACCGAAACAUAACGAACGCUCGGAUGGAGUUCCCAUUGUUUGUGGAAAUGAAUAACAAUUAUUUCAAUUCAAAUAACGAUCGAUACUAUGAAGUGAUGAAUGCGAGGGAAGACUUCGCCAAACUGUUCACGAAAUUCAAGUCACAAGAAGAGGAGGCGUUGGUGCGGACCAUCAGAAGCCAGAAAUACAACUCUGAGCUCUCGGACGCCAAGAUUCAACACUUCCAGAAGGAACUCGAGUCCAAAGUGGAUGAGAUUAAAGCCGCUAAUCUUAUGGUACAGAUCACUGAACUGAUCCAAACGCACAACAACGACGCCGAUAGCAGUGAUAUCUAUCAGAAAGUGGCGGAAGUCAUGUCUGAAACCGGCUUUCGGGUCAGUCCGCAGUGGAACGACCGGUGGCGGCCCUACCAGUGCGAGGAAGUGCUACGCUAUUGGACUAUAUUCUACAGUCAAAACUGCGAUCUCUACGAAGUGGCCCUCCGUUUGGACUAUAAGAUCAUUAAAUACCUCUUCGAGUACUUGAAUAUAAUACCAGUGUUUCUGACGAAUGCCAUGAAUAUCCACAACUCGUAUCUGUUUAGUCCCGACAGUCCCGAUGAGGACAAACUCAAGAGCGCACUCAUCACUAUUCGCACGAAUCUUAACAAACAUAAUAUUAUUCCUAAGAUUAAGAAUGAGAUUCAACUGAGAUGUGAUGACAGCUACCAAUUGGAUAUAGAUUACAGAAGUGUUAACAAUAGUAGUGCUGAUUAUGUUAAUCAUAAUAAGAGACCCAACUCUGGAUUUACUGAUCAGUAUUCAAAUCCAAAAAGAUUUGAUUCAAAUGAGAGAUUAAGUUGGUACUGA
This is a messenger RNA of Oppiella nova, 3277 nucleotides long. NCBI's taxonomy places the organism in Eukaryota, Metazoa, Arthropoda, Arachnida, Sarcoptiformes, Oppiidae. The record is from the annotation of a GenBank genome assembly.